This is a messenger RNA of Amoebophrya sp. A25, 5668 nucleotides long. Lineage: Eukaryota; Dinophyceae; Syndiniales; Amoebophryaceae. The record is from the annotation of a GenBank genome assembly.
GGACCACUAGGGGAUCGAUCUUGAAGACCACUAAGUUACCUGAAUACUACAAGUAGGACACUUAUUACAUCAUUACAAAUUUUUGAACACUGGUCAUCAUCUUCAUCACAUUCACAAGAACUUGAACUCCCGCAACCACGACAUUCCCACAUCAAGAUCAACCUCUUAAACACUCACGAACGAAUAUAAGACUAUCAAGAAAAUGUUGAAGUGGAUGUUCAGCGAACGGAAGGGCUCCGAUGCCUACAAUGAGCUGUACCAGAGCGUCACGGAGGGCAUCCAGAGCUGCUACCGCGAGAAGAUACUACCUCUUGUUAUGAAGAUUGAGAUUUGACGAGCACGAGGAGGAAGAACGUUUUCAAGAUAAUUUCCUCAUAAAUUAUUAGCAAAUAUUAGUAUUUAUAGGGUUAGCAAUAAUUUGCGAAAUCCUUAAGAGACUCCUUUAAGUGGCUUCCUUAAGGAAAACCCUUUUCCUUAAGGAAUUUCUAUUACAAAAAGUUAUUAUAACUUUCCUUAAGAGAAAAAAAAUUCCUUAAGGAAGCUCCUUAAGGAAAAGCUGUAAUAACCCUUGGCUAAUAUUAGACCCCUCCUUAAGGGAUUCGCAAGGACUCGCAAGGCUCUCUAAAGCCCUUGCGCUGCUAGUGCUACGAGUUCAAAGGCACCGCGAACAUGUUAACGCGUUCACGGCUGUUAGUUUGUAGGCUACUCACGUACCCAGCCACAUCUGCAGCAGGACACUACGCGACCCCUAGCGAAUCGCCCCAACGAACUUCCAGCCGCUACCCUUGUUAUUUAUCGCCCAGCGCCUUUACUUUUUCUCAAAAACUUCAGGGAGGUCAUUCAAAUACAGAGAAAACGGAACGACCUCCCUGAAGUUUUUGUAAAAAAGUUAGCUCGCUCCCCUUCCGCGACUACCUUCCGCACACAGCAAUCGACCACAGGAGCGCGCGGCAGCCCUUGGAGAUGGUUAACCAGUAUACUUCUAGUUCUAACCAGCUCACCAGGGUCCACCCUUCAGCCAUGCAAGUCCUCACGGCUAUCAUUCUUACAGACAUCGACAUCCUCAACGGCUUCGACUUUCACACACAGCGGCGUAUAUCUUUGGCCUUCUCAUGGGUAUGAUGAUGCUCACCAGGGUCCACCCUUCAGACAUGCAAGUCCUCACGGCUAUCAUUCUCACAGACAUCGACAUCCUCAACGGCUUCGACUUUCACACACAGAGAUGUAUAUCUUUGGCCUUCUCAUGGAUAUGAUGAUGCUCACCAGGGUCCACCCUUCAGACAUGCAAGUCCUCACGGCUAUCAUUCUCACAGACAUCGACAGCCUCAACGGCUUCGACUUUCACGCACAGAGAUGUAUAUCUUUGGCCUUCUCAUGGAUAUGAUGAUGCUCACCAGGGUCCACCCUUCAGACAUGCAAGUCCUCACGGCUAUCAUUCUCACGGACAUCGACAUCCUCAACGGCUUCGACUUUCACGCGCAGGGAUGUAUAUCUUUGGCCUUCUCAUGGAUAUGAUGAUGCUCACCAGGGUCCACCCUUCAGGCAUGCAAGUCCCCACGAAGCCGCUGAGGAUGUCACCUCCCCAGCCUUCGGCUUCCCUUCCUUGACACAGUGGGAGCCACCUUCCCAGCCUUGGCGAGCAGACUUGGCGACUUUUUUCCUUUGUCUUUCUGUCUCUUAGUAGUGGUCAAUCCGUCUAGUUGUUAACCUAUGCCCGGCGCAGCGGGCCCUUGAUGGGCCCGCUUUCUGGGCAUGUACUUAUAAGGAAACUGAAAAUAACCGAGUUACUGACUGAAAUUAAUAAGGGAGGUAGCUUUCACAGGGCUACCCUUCCUUGUUCAGUAUCUGACUUAUUUUCGGUAGUUACUCGCUUAUUUCAGUUUUUCGAAUGUAAGGAAACUGGGAGUGAUCAUUUGAAAAUAGACCUGUCCUCGUCCUCCUUUUUCCUCUAGUUGUACCUCCUCUAAUCUCGAAACCAGCACGCUGUUCCACCAGUGCUACGCACCAAGAUUGACCGACGCAGAUUUCGCUGCGAAACCGAUGGUUUUGUUGAUGGGGCAGUACUCUACUGGAAAAAGCAGUUUCAUCCGCCACUUGCUGGAGAGAGACUAUCCAGGUCUUCGCAUCGGACCUGAGCCAACAACAGAUAAGUUCGUGACCGUGAUGAAUGGAAAAACUGACCGCGUCAUUUUAAGGCUUGUUCUUCUUCUAAAUCCUGUAAGAAAGCAUCCUUGUUCCAUUCAACAAGGAAGCAAGGAGAGAGGCUUCCAAUUUAUAUCCACUCUCAGGAGAGGCAUCCUGGCGAUGGCAAUGUCGUGUCUAGAAUGCAUCUCAAGAUGGAUUGGGCGAGCUCUAAUGAUUCCUGGUAACGCUUUGGUGGUGGACAACCAACUCCCCUUUACUCAAUUGGCGAACUUUGGCAACAACUUUCUGCAGAGGCUAGAGUGUGUCCAAUUAUCGAAUCCGAUCUUGGAGGGUUUGACGUUCAUCGACACACCUGGCGUCCUCAGUGGGGAGAAGCAGAGACUGCAACGUGGAUACGAUUUUGAAGGUGUGAUCAAGUGGUUCGCGGACCGAAGCGAUAUGGUGAUUCUGUUGUUCGAUGCCCAUAAGCUCGACAUCUCGGACGAGUUCAAACGCUGUAUUCACCAGUUGAAAGGGAAUGACACGAAAAUACGGAUCGUGCUGAAUAAAGCUGAUAGGGUACUAUUUCAACAUCUACUGAAUAUAAUUUUUCCCUGGUUGUAUUUUCCAGAAACGUACGAUAUUCAAUGAUGCUGAUUGAAGUGGGAGUUUGCAUUAUAGGUCAGGAAAUCAGACAGACUGGUGGUGCCUCGACACGAAAGGAAAGUAGCAUCCUUGUUUUUUCUGGCCAUUUCAUUUUUAUUGCUAUGACUUCUAUGUCUAUCUCUAUCAUACAGAUCUCAACGCAGCAGCUGAUGCGAGUCUAUGGUGCGCUUAUGUGGGCUCUGGGGAAGAUCAUUCACACACCAGAGGUGGCGCGCGUCUACCUAGGCUCCUUCUGGGAUGAACCAUUACACAACGAUGAACAAAGGAGGCUAUUUGAGAAAGAAGUUAUGAAGAAGAUGAUAAAUGAAUCUGUUUUUAUGGAAGCAAAAAGCUAUAAUCUACUAGCGGGCGGUACCUCCACCUGUAAGAUGUGUAACUCAAACAAGUACAUCUACUUCAAGUACUCCUUCUCGUCUUUAAAGUUGUGGUACUACUCGAAGAACCUGCGUGCUCGUCACUCACCCAGCUGCAACGCUUUCAGAGGAAAUCUGCUCUAACUCCCAAAACGAUCUCUAUACUGCGAUUGCGAGUCUUCCCCGUAAUGCUGCGACCCGACAAUUGAACGACCUCAUCAAAAGAGCCCGUUUGUUGCGUGUCCACGCCUACUUGAUUUAUGAGUCUAGAAAAUGCAAAUGCAUCAUCUUCUGGACGAAGGAUUAAAUGGUUCUGGUAUUUGGUAGCCUGAUUUUGAUCAUUUAAGGAAAGCAAGAAGAGAAGCCUUGUGAUCGAAUUCAUCAGGUCACGAAAUACCAGGAGAACCAGACAAUGAUAUAUGAAGGAAAAGGAACUACCUAGAUGAUCUCUCUGUGAGAUGCAGCAUUCCCUAUACCUCUAAUUGAUGGACCAUUUUCGCAAGGAAAUGCCUUCGCUAUGGGGCAAGCAGAGCAAGCAGAAGGACCUGAUAAAGAAUCUGGGCAAUAUCUGCCAAGACUUGUCGAAAAAGCAGAAUCUUCCAUUAGGUGACUUUCCGAACGUGCAAGCGUUGCAGAGACGCUUGAUGACAGUGGAGUUCGCGAAAAUUCCAUUGAUCGAUUCGAAACAGAUCACGGUACUUGUUCGCAAAUGCUAGUAUAGAUGCAUGAAGAUUCUAGACAGAACCAGUAGUAGUUCGUCAGAACCAUAUCGUGCCAUUUUCACAAAAAAAUCCUCGACACCGUGCCUCGUAACACCACAUUCAUUCCGACAAACCGUCGACAACAUGCCUUUUUGCUAGUAAUCCACGGACAUUCAUUCCUCACGACCCACUCCACAGUCUCUGCAGAAAAUGCUGGAAAGGGACGUACAGAAACUGAUGCGUUUGAUUCCUUCAGAAGCUCUUCUGCAGCCAUCCAAUGCCAAAUUGCCCUUCCAGAGCGCGGACCCUAGUCCUUUCGCCGUCUCCAAAGAAAACGGCUUGACAGAGCAGAGCUAUUUGACGAGUCACUUCCUUGAGAAUCCACCGGAUGUUCGCAAGUAUGAACGUGAAUUUUUGGAAUUGGUACAGAAAGGAGGAGAACAUGGUGUUGGUUGUACUAGUGCUGGUACGACUACGACGAGUGUCAACUUUCAGGGAGGUAGUAGUACCAGUACAACUUCCACCGGCGGACCUUCUUCUGCAGAAAGAGUUCUUGGGUCGGAGAAAACAUCUCCGGCACAAGCAAAGAUCCAUGGUCAUCAAGCGAAACAAGUUCUUGAGGUGUCGAAAUUGAACAGUGCUAUUUUGCAUAAGAUUUGGACGUUGGCGGAUAUUGAUAGAGACGGAAAGUUGACGCUCUAUGAAUUCGCCUUGACCAAGCACUUUGUGGAGAUGAAACUUGCGGGAUUGGAAUUGCCGUCAGUUUUGCCAGAAAACUUCGUGGCAGCAGCUGCAUUGGAACAUAACACUGUGACAUCAAGUAUGUUGUUGAGCAAAGGAGUACCGAAUGGACAACAUGUGCUUAGUGGAGGCUCCACUCCGAGUAACAUAGGACUAUCCUCAACGAGUCCAUUUGCAUCGGGGAUUAUAGCUCCUGCAGGCGGUGCAGAAGCGCGCCAGCAAUACUAUCAUCCAAGUGCUCAAGGCCACGCACUUGCAGGUACAAGUGGACAACACCAACAGCAUCUACAGAAAACAGCUAGUACAGAUGGUUCGUCGACGCGAAGUGGCGUCGCGUUAACCAGUGAUUCUCAAAUUCAACAAAUGCAAAGAGACAGAGCAGGAAGUGGAGCAUCUUCCCAACAGAGUUCGCGAAGUGGGAAGAGGCCGGGUGUGGCGCCAACAAGCCACGAUGCUUUGUCGGGAGCAUGAAGAGGUCUUGCUGAAGCUGAAAGGGAUGAUUCUCUGUAAUUUGUAGUCGUGGCAUCCAUUGCUCGUUAAUUCCUAGUCCGCAAAAAUUAUAUAUGACAAACAAAGUGAACACCUACAGAGAAAAAUCAAUAUGCCUUACCUUUUUCCUAGUUAGCUUGGCUCCACCCGUAAUAUGAUGAUUCUAUUAACUACUCUAGUACAAGGUGGAGCGCAGGAGCUCGUCGUCGUCCAUUCUCUCAACAUAGUUCGCAAAACAAACACAUCACGGGGAGGCAUAAACGUAUAAGAGCAAUAUCGUCGUCAGGGUGACAAUUCGGGAGACUCGUUUUCGGGCUUUUUGGUUUCUUUCUUCAUAUAGAGCACGUACUGAAUGUUUCAUGAUAGAUGGAGAUCGCAUGCUCUUCUCGUUCUUUUUGACAAGCAUUUGGUUUUCCCGUAGGUUCCUAUGAAAGAAUCGCACACAGUUACAGCACGUUUGCUUUUGUCACCCCAGUGCAUCUUCAUGUUCUCCUAGUCUCGUAAACAUGACGGGAUCCGACAAGACGAUCCCUUUGACGGGUGUCUCAACGCGAACGAAGUCUUCGAUGUGUAAGAAAGGUUGAGUCGUGUAAU